AUGGGUGCUCAAUACAGUAAUUUAGGUGAUUUAAAAUCAAACGAUUAUUUAAUACGUUUUGUUGGUGAAGAAUCUAUUUCUGCUAAUGAUCCAUUUUGGAAUCAAUUUUUAUCAUUUCGUCUUGUAUCUCCCUUUACAACUGCCCAUUCAAAGUUGAUUGACGAAUGUUGUUCGAUAUUGCUGCAACACCUUGAAACAAACAAUCCAAAAACGAAUAAUUAUGGAACACUGAUUGAAGUAUUUAUUCGUCUAGCAAAUGAAGUUCGUGAAGAAUGUGAAGAAACAUAUUCCUAUCCAUUACAUCUCGAGGUGUUAAACACAUUACUUGCCUUAUUAUCGAUUCAAAUGUGUGCAAAAGAAGCAUCAUUAAUUAGUGCUGUUUACAACAUAUUUAUGCAUCGUCUUGAUUCAUUAUUAGUAUCUGAGUUUACUCGUAUGUUACUGGAACAUUAUAUCAAACAAAUACCUUGUCCACAGUCACUUGCUCCAACACUUGAAGCAGACAGUGGAGUACUUUAUAAACUUGGACAAAGUGUUGCAUCUAGUUUAUGGUCUGUUGUUACGCUUGGUCUUACCUCAUCACCCACGACAGUUACUCCUAAUGAUCGAGAUGUCAAUAGUAAUUCAAUCUCAGAUAUUCCAACAGAUCUUCAAAAUCGUUUAUUAUCGAAUCAAAGUAUACAUUUAUUAUUAAUAUUAUCAAAUCAUUUUACAAAUGAUGCACACAGAAAUCCAUAUAGAUUGGCAUUACUACAUUUUACAGAAGAUAGUCCUACAAAUUUACCAGAUUCUGAGCCUUUACCAUGGUUUUCAAUUGAUUAUCGUCGUUUGUACGAUGUAUUAUGUCGUACAGUUCACACUGAUCAAAGUACACUAUUACUGUACAUGUUAUUACAUCGAAAUCAACAUUUUAAGGCUUAUGUUAUAUCACAAACAAAUAUCGAUCAAAUAGUAUUGCCUAUUCUGCAUGUGAUUUAUGCAGCACAUGAACGCAGUUCGCAUCACAUCUAUAUGUCAUUAAUUAUUUUAUUAAUUUUAUCGGAAGAUGAUUAUUUUAAUAAAACAAUUCAUGAUAUAAAAUUAAAGAAAUUAACGUGGUACACUGAACGUUCAUUAAACGAUAUAACAUUGGGUGGUUUAUUAGUGGUUGUUGUGUUACGAACAAUUCAAUUUAAUAUGACACGUAUGCGCGAUAAAUAUUUACAUACAAAUUGUUUGGCCGCUCUCGCUAAUAUGAGCUCACAAUUUCAACAUCUUCAUUCUUAUGUUACACAACGUAUUGUUAGUCUCUUUAAUCUACUAUCACGUAAACAUUCAAAAACAUUAGAUUUAAUUCAAUUACAUUCAAAACAACAGUCAGCAUCUACAUCAGCAUCUUCAACUACUGCUAUUUCAACGACAACAGAUCAAGUUUUAAAUGAUCAUGUUCAAGAUUUAACAAUCAUUGAAGAUGUUAUGCGUAUGGUAUUAGAAAUAAUCAAUUCAUGUUUGACUCACACAUUGGUUCAUAAUACAAAUUUGAUUUAUACUUUACUCUAUAACAGAGAUAUAUUUGAAGCAUAUAGAACACAUCCAUCAUUUCAAGAUAUACUACAAAAUAUUGAUACUGUUAUUGUAUUUUUUACUGAAAGAGUUAAUAAAUUAGGCCAACGUUCAGUGGAUUAUGUCAAAGAAGCAUUAGACUUGGGUGCACGACAAUUUCCUCUCGACCGUUUGAAGAAAUUUCCUGAAUUGAAGUUCAAGUAUGUUGAAGAAGAACAACCAGAAGAUUUUUUUGUGCCGUAUGUGUGGACAUUAGUUUAUAAAUCGUGUAAUUUGUAUUGGUCAUCCGAAUUUAAAGUACGAAUUAGUAUGAGUGGCAGUGGUACUAAACCAGUUCCUCAUCAAAUACCAACACUUCAGGAUCCAGAUUAUAUUGUUCAAAAAAAAAUUGAUUUAAGACAUAUAGCUAAUAUGAGUUAUCAAAUGCAUGUACCGGAUUCAAUUACAGUUGGACCAAAUCGUUCAAAUUCACCUCAUCUCCAUGACGAUAUACCAGUGAGAAUGGAAGUGCCAGACAGAUUAAGACCAGGUGGAAAUGGAAGUAUGGUACUUUUAACCGAUUCUGAUUUUAAUGACAAUUUUUAUCAUAAUCAAGAAACAUCGUCACCAACAACAACUCAACAAUCACUACCAUCAACAAUGAGACAGAUGGAUAUUGAACCAGAAAAUGACGAUUAUUAUAAGUCGAUGCUUGAAAAUCAAUCAUUCUCACAACAAUACGAGAGAACUUUAUCAAAAACACCAAAUAAUAGUACUGCAUCAUUAUCAGAUGCAUGGCAUGUUGAACCCUAUGGAAAAGACAAUAGUUUAAAUCUUGUCGACAGUAAUAAACAUUUAAUUGAAAAAAUUCAACUGUUACAAAAUCGUGUACAUCAAAUAGAACGUUCACUACAACGACGUGAUUUUCGAGAUCGACUGUUAUACUCAGUUGUGUUUGGCUAUGUUCUUAUACAAGCAUUAUUAUCUGUGCGACGAUCUAUUUUAAAUUAA
Molecule: messenger RNA, 2532 nt
Organism: Didymodactylos carnosus
Lineage: Eukaryota; Metazoa; Rotifera; Eurotatoria; Philodinida; Philodinidae
Source: the annotation of a GenBank genome assembly